This is a messenger RNA of Paramecium sonneborni, 504 nucleotides long. NCBI's taxonomy places the organism in Eukaryota, Ciliophora, Oligohymenophorea, Peniculida, Parameciidae. The record is from the annotation of a GenBank genome assembly.
AUGGAAUAAACCAAAAAAAUUCUGAUAGGAGGUGGAUGUUUUUGGAAACAUGAAUUAAAUAUGUAAAGAUUAAUAGGUGUAUUAAAUACAGAAGUUGGUUAUAGUGGAGGUAUAAUAGAUCAUCCAUGUUAUAAAUUAAUAUGUACAGGAUAAACAAAUCAUGCUGAAGUAGUAUUAGUUAAUUAUGAUCAAUCAAUUAUAAAAUUAGAAGACUUACUCUAUUCAUUUUUUAAUUAACAUGAUCCAACCUAAUUAAAUAGAUAAGGAUUAGAUGUUGGAACUCAAUAUCGUUCAUGCAUCUUUUAUUAUGAUGAUGAAGAUUUGGAGAUAAUAUAAAAAGUCUUAGAAGAAGUUAAAUAGUUUAAUAAUGAUGAAACUAUUCAUACUCAAGUUUCUAAAGUCUAAAACUAUUGGAAAGCAGAAGAAAUGCAUUAAAAAUACUUAUAAAAAGCAGGACAAUCUGCAGAUAAAGGUUGUGAAGAUAUCAUUAUGUGUUAUAAUUGA